Molecule: messenger RNA, 3412 nt
Organism: Notothenia coriiceps (black rockcod)
Lineage: Eukaryota; Metazoa; Chordata; Actinopteri; Perciformes; Nototheniidae
Gene: pnpla6
Product: patatin-like phospholipase domain containing 6
Exons: 28
Coding region: 110-3199 (1029 amino acids)
Biological process (GO): phosphatidylcholine metabolic process
Cellular component (GO): endoplasmic reticulum
Molecular function (GO): phosphatidylcholine lysophospholipase A1 activity
Source: RefSeq, a predicted model, not a curated record
GCUUCAUCAGUGAUUUCCCUUGUAUGUUAUUUGAGUCAGUGCCGAUUGACGGGAGUCUAUCAGAUCAGUGGCCGUUGAUGGACCAUCCCUAUGAAGAAACAGGGUGACAAUGGGACAGAGUACCUCAGAACAAGAGGUCCAAGGAGACACGCAAGAGGUCCAGUUCGUCCCCACUGACAUAGACAAUGGACCAAGCGAAGCAGAUACAACACCUGCUUUAUUUGAGGAAGCAAACGAUGGGUUUAAUAACAUCAAGACAUUUGUUGAGGAGGAACUACAGUCGAGCAUGAUGGUGGGGAUGGUGAUUGGUGCGGGCAUCGCCAUAGUGCUCAUUGCCAUCCUCAUCUUCUUCAUCUUGCGAAGGAUCCAGCUUCGAAACAUAGAAGCUCAGCAGGCCCCCAAAUACCGCUUUCGCAAGAGGGACAAAGUAAUGUUCUACGGCCGAAAGAUCAUGCGUAAAGUCUCACAGUCUACCUCUUCCCUGGUGGGUACAUCCUCUUCCUCUCGGCCGCGCCUAAAGAAGAAGCAGAAGAUGCUCAACAUUGCCAAAAAGAUCCUACGCUUCAAGAAGGAGGUGCCAAUCCUGCAGGCCAAGGAGCCCCCUCCCUCAGUGCUGGAGGCGGACCUCACUGAGUUUGAUGUGGCCAACUCACACCUCCCCUCCGAGGUGCUGUACAUGCUCAAAAAUGUCCGGGGCAGAAGUCCCUCACCGGCAAUGUCCACAGGCAUGGAGAUGGUCCUGCUGAGAGUUGGCACUGUUGCUCCGUCCUUCCCUUGUUCCCCUCCUGACCCAUCCUUGUUAAAUGGGAAAGUGACUCUGCACCAAGCAAAAGCUGGAGCCGUCUUGGCCAGACAGGGAGACCAGGAUGCAAGUCUCCACUUUGUCCUGUCAGGUUGUCUGCAUGUCUACCAGCGAAUGAUUGACAAGCAGGAGGCCGUCUGCCUGUUUGUGACCCACCCGGGGGAGAUGGUGGGCCAGCUCGCUGUGCUCACUGGAGAGCCCCUCAUCUUCACCAUCAAAGCCAUCAGAGAGUGUACUUAUGUCAAGAUCUCAAAGUCAGAUUUCUACGAGAUCAUGAGGGAGCAGCCCAGCGUGGUGCUGAGUGCCGCUCACACCGUGGCUAUCCGCAUGUCCCCGUUCGUCAGGCAGAUGGACUUUGCUAUUGACUGGAUGGCUGUGGAGGCUGGCAGAGCUCUCUACAGACAGGAUGACCAGUCAGACUGCACCUACAUUGUUCUGAAUGGUCGUCUGCGUUCAGUUAUCCGCAAGUCCAACGGCAAGAAGGAACUUGUUGGGGAAUACGGCAGAGGAGACCUCAUCGGAGUGGUGGAGGCCUUGACCAGACAGCCGAGAGCGACCACCGUCCACGCUGUGAGAGACACAGAGCUGGUCAAACUUCCAGAGGGAACGCUCAACAACAUCAAAAGACGAUAUCCACAGGUGGUCACGAGACUGAUCCACUUGUUAGGACAGAAGAUUCUGGGGAACCUGCAGCAUGGUCGCGGGCCAUUCUCAGGCUCAGCCCUGAGUCUGCCCACGAUGACAGCCAGUGCUGAUGUCACCAACCCUGCCAGCAACCUCUCCACGGUGGCUGUCCUGCCUGUGUGUGAUGAUGUGCCCAUUAAUGCAUUCAACCUGGAGCUCAGCCAUGCCCUCAGUGCCAUCGGUCCAACUCUUCUAUUAACCAGCGAAAUUAUAAGAGAGCGACUGGGUGCCUCUGCUUUGGACAGUGUCCAUGAGUACCGUCUCUCCGGCUGGCUGGCCCAGCAGGAGGAUAUCAAUCGGAUUGUCCUGUAUCAGACCGACAGCAGCAUGACUCCAUGGACUCAGCGCUGCAUCCGCCAAGCUGACUGCAUCCUCAUCGUCGGCCUGGGGGACCAGGAACCUGCUCUGGGACAGUUGGAGCAGAUGCUGGAGAACACAGCGGUUCGUGCUCUGAAGCAGCUGGUCCUUCUGCACAGAGAGGACGGACCGGGCCCCUCCAGGACGGUCGAGUGGCUCAACAUGCGCAGCUGGUGCUCUGGACAUCUGCACCUCAAGUGUCCCCGCAGGGUCUUCUCCAGACGCAGCCCCAGCAAAAUAAGGGAUGUAUAUGAAAAGGUGUUCGAGAAAACGGCAGACAGGCACAGUGAUUUCUCUAGGCUGGCCCGAGUUCUGACCGGAAACAGCAUCGCCUUGGUGCUGGGAGGAGGUGGGGCCCGAGGCUGCUCUCAUGUGGGUGUGAUCAAAGCUAUGGAGGAAGCAGGGAUUCCUAUUGACAUAGUGGGUGGCACCUCAAUCGGCUCAUUCAUUGGUGCACUGUACGCUGAGGAGAGGAGUGCCGUCAGAACCAAGCAGAGAGCCAGAGAGUGGUCCAAGGCAAUGAACUCGGUAUUUAAAACAGUGCUGGACCUGACCUAUCCCAUCACCUCCAUGUUCUCUGGGGCUGCCUUCAACACCAGCAUCUAUAAAGUCUUUCUGGACAAACAAGCUGAGGACCUGUGGCUGCCAUACUUCAACGUCACCACUGACAUCACGGCCUCAGCCAUGCGUGUCCACCAGGAUGGCUCUCUGUGGCGCUAUGUGCGGGCGAGCAUGACCCUCUCGGGGUACCUGCCGCCUCUCUGCGACCCCAAAGACGGCAACUUGCUAAUGGACGGUGGCUACAUCAACAACCUGCCAGCGGACAUUGCGAGGAACAUGGGUGCCAGAACAGUUAUUGCCAUCGAUGUAGGUAGCCAAGAUGAGACCGACCUCUGUAACUAUGGAGACAGCCUGUCUGGCUGGUGGUUGCUUUGGAAACGGAUCAAUCCCUGGGCAGAGAAAGUGAAGGUCCCCGACAUGGCAGAGAUCCAGUCUCGGCUGGCUUACGUCUCUUGUGUGCGGCAGUUAGAGGUUGUAAAGAAGAGCGCCUACUGCGAGUACAUCAGACCGCCCAUCGACCGCUUCAAGACCAUGGACUUCGGCAAGUUUGACGAGAUUUAUGAUGUGGGCUUCCAGCAUGGCAAGUUGCUGUUUACUGGUUGGGCCCGAGGCGACAUUAUCGAGAACAUGCUGAAGGACCACCGCUCAGCCGACUACAAUGACAGCAAGAGAACUGACUCCUGCACAUGUCCAGCAGCUGACUUCACUGACCUUGCAGAGAUUGUAUCCAGGAUAGAGCCGGUUCAAAGCUACGUGGCUACAGAAGGUACGACAACGUGCCAGUUUCUUCAUUAACAUUAUCUAAUAAUAUUUCCUGUUAAGAAUGGUUUAAAAUAUUUAAACACAGCUUGCACGCAAAAAAGGUUUAUGCUGCAGUCUCCUAUAAAGGAACGAUUAACCUUCAAGAUCAGGUUCAAUAUAAUCCUUGUAAUGAAUCAGGGGUCAUCGCUUUUUCCGGUCUGUUUGAUUGAAAUACAGCAGGAGAUGGCCCUUAUAUUUUAUGGGUAA